This is a messenger RNA of Sipha flava (yellow sugarcane aphid), 4215 nucleotides long. RefSeq names its product guanine nucleotide exchange factor subunit Rich (gene Rich). Gene Ontology annotation, biological process: intracellular protein transport; retrograde transport, endosome to Golgi. The transcript has 21 exons. Lineage: Eukaryota; Metazoa; Arthropoda; Insecta; Hemiptera; Aphididae. Bases 1 to 4143 code for a protein of 1380 amino acids. Gene Ontology annotation, cellular component: Golgi membrane; cytosol; Ric1-Rgp1 guanyl-nucleotide exchange factor complex. Gene Ontology annotation, molecular function: protein binding. The record is from RefSeq and is a predicted model, not a curated record.
AUGUACUUCCCAGUGGGAUGGCCGAAAGUCUUGGCACCAGUGCACGCAGCCGACACCCUCUUCCAAGUGAUCUGCAACAGGGAAAAGAUUCUGUUUGCCGUGUUAACCAACCAGCGGUUGGAGAUCUGGUUCUGCAAGCCUUGUGUAAAAAUUACUACUUACACAAGAUCUACACAAAGUCUUGAAGAAGUUGGUUUUAAUUUACGUAUAGAAUGGCGGCCAGAUUCUAGUAUGUUGGUUGUAGUGACUACAAAAGGUUAUUUAAUAUUUUACAAUUUAAGUAUUAUUGGUGAUCCUGGAAGUUUAUAUCACUUAGAAGAUUCACAUAUUUCUAGUUUGAAAAGAGAAAAUGAUGAGCUAUUUGUGAAGGAGACUAUACCAGCAUUACAUAUUAAACAAAAUCAAAUAGCUUGUGUUGAUGGUGGAGUAGGUUGUAUAGCUUGUAUUCGUGAUGAAUUAAUGGUAUCUACUUGUAAAGGACAUGUUAUACGAUAUCUUUGGAAUGGUUCGAUCAAUAGAGACUACUGUUUAGAUCUACGAAGAACGCCAUUUUCUGUUGAUCUACAUGUUUCAAAUGCCGCACCAUUAACUACCAAAAAUACUUAUAUUGUUGACAUAGAAUAUUCACCAUUAGUUGGAGGGUUUGGAAUUAUUUUGAAUGAUGGUCGUGCAGCUUUGCUUACAGCCUCUUCUUUAAAAUUUGACCCUAAUCAAGUUCAAGGUAUUUGGGCUCCUAAUAUUGAUACUGCCACAUGUACAAGUUUGAAUCAUAAAUAUAGACUUAUUGCUUACGGACUGAGAAAUUCCCAGGGUGUAGUAUUUGGUCUUGAUGAACGUACUGGAGGCUUACAAUUAUCUCAUAACCUUGUUAUACCCAGUCAAGUAUGGCCAGGUGGAGGAUUAGGUUCUGUGCGAUGUACUCGGUGGACACCUGAUGGCUGUGCUUUAGUAAUGGCUUGGGAAAAUGGUGGUUUUGCUGUAUGGAGUACAUUUGGAGCUCUAUUAGUUUGCUCUUUAGCAUGGAACUUCAGUGUGAAUGUUGACUUGAGUUCUAGAAAUCCACUCAAUAUUAUGUCUAUGGAUUGGUGUAUUGAAGGCUAUCAGCUGUGGAUGAUUAAUAGAGCUUCAAAAGAUACACAUGUUGACACAGUAUUACAAAUGUCAUUUUUAAAAAGUGCUUUAGCUGUCAACCCAACAAUGAGCCAUCGUCCACAUUUAUAUCUUCAAGGUGAAGAUAAACUUUAUUUAAAUGUAACAUCUGGUCUUACCAAAGUUUAUAAAAUGACUCAAUCUAAUAACAAAACUAAAGACCAAUUAACUAUUACUAGUGCUUUAGUUGACAAUAAACAGUGGAUAAUUGUAUAUGCACCUUCUCCAUAUUUGGGAACUAAUUGGCCAAUUCGAACAUCUUGUAUAGAUGAUGAUGGUAAACACAUCGCAAUAGCUGGUCGUUAUGGUCUUGCACAUUACUCAUUAAUAACACAUCGUUGGAAAUUAUUUGGAAAUGAAAUUCAAGAAAAAGAUAUGAUAGUAACUGGUGGAGUUCUAUGGUGGCGAUGCUAUGUUGUAUGUGGAUGUUACAGUGUGCCUGAAGAUGAACAUCAAGUACGAAUAUAUAAUGGUGAUUCAAGAUUAUCUAAUGAUAAUAUGAUUUCAUACCAAUUAACUGGACAAGCUUUAUUGCUCGAUUGUUUGGGCAACCGUUUAGCUGUCUUUUGUUCUGAUGGUAUAGUUAAUUUAUUCAAUAUCGAACUGUCUCCUAACCACAAUAUGGCAAUAUUGGAUAGAGUACAAACUAUUGAUAUGUCAGCUUUAUGCAUACAUCCCACUUGUGUUGUUUCUGUUUUACUUACCACACUUCGUAUUGAACCAAAAAUUAAAGGCUCAAUUUUCAGAGAUAAUUUUUUACUUAAUAUUAAUGGAAAUUUAUUGUUAGUAAAUCAACAAAGUUGUGAUGAUCAGUCACAAGUUAUUCCAUCUCCAAUUUUAUUGGCAUCCUGUGUUGAAAAUGCUUGGGUUUCUAGUCAAUACCAUCGUGAUAAACCCCAUCUAACUGAAGCUCUCUGGUUAUUUUGUGGAGCUCAUGGAAUGAGAGUUUGGCUUCCUUUAUUUCCAAAAAAUGGAGAUAAAUCACAUACUUUUAUGUCCAAAAGAAUUAUGUUGCCAUUUCAACUUAAGAUUUAUCCAUUAGCUAUACUUUUUGAAGAUGCUAUAUUAUUAGGUACUGAAAAUGAUACAUUACUCUACACAUCGGAUAUUUCUACCGUUUUUUCUUUACCUUUUUGUCAAAUUGAAAGGACGAGCCAAGUUUAUUUACACCAAAUUUUAAGACAAUUGAUACGUCGGAACUUAGGUUUUCAUGCGUGGGAAGUUGCUAGAUGUUGCACAAAUUUGCCGUAUUUUUCUCAUUCUUUGGAACUUUUGUUACAUGAAGUUUUGGAAGAAGAAGCCACUAGUAAAGAACCAAUACCAGAUGCUCAAUUACCUAGCGUUAUAGAAUUUAUACAAGAAUUUCCCAAUCUAUAUUUAGAAACUGUAGUUCAAUGUGCUCGUAAAACUGAAAUUGCUUUGUGGCCAUAUUUAUUUUCUGCUGCUGGUAAACCUAAAGAUUUAUUUCAAGAAUGCCUGAAAAGACAAAAUUUAAAUACUGCUGCUUCAUAUCUUAUAAUACUCCAAAACUUAGAAUCAUCUUCUGUAAGUUACAAAUAUGCUACUUUAUUAUUAGAUUCAGCCCUAGAUAGUUGCCAAUGGGAUUUAUCUAAAGACCUUGUCAGAUUUUUAAAAGCGAUUGAUCCAAAUGAUGCAGAUUCUCCUCGAACUUCAUGUAUUUUUCCUGCAAAAUAUAGUAUGAUAGGACAAGGAAGUACAGUAAAUCCAAAUGAAGAAGAUUUAUCGUUUUUAAUGGGAAACAUUCAAGUUAGAGGACGAAGUAUUAGUAUCAGUACUACACCUAAAAUAGAUAUGAAUUCUACUUUUGCUAGAACUGAGUAUAAUAGUUCACAAAGAAAAAGAUCUGUACUUUCAAAUGGAAAAUCCGAAAAUGGAAAGGAUAUGGCGACCUGUAAUUCUAUUAUGGAAGAAUUUUUUACCGAUACCAUUCUUCAAAAGCAUGCUGCUAAAUUAUUAUUUAAUUACAAGUUAAGAACAUUGGGGUAUUUUGCUGCCCGGUUAGAUUUUCAUUUAGUUGAAUGGUUAGCCAAAGAACGCAACGGAGCAGCUCGUAUUGAUAACUACAUUGUGGCCCUACGAAGUCUUUAUUCCGACUUUUCUACUACUAGACCAUUAACUCCUAUCCAGAAACGUUCUCCGCCACCAUCUGGUGGAUUAUUUAAUCUAGAUAAACCUAAGUGGAUAGAUGGAGGAAGUGCUGUAGGUGAUAGUGGUUACAUGAGUUGUCAAGAUAUUCCUCAAGUUUCAUCACAAUAUCCACAAGAUGGUUUCCUCACAGGCAUUGAUGAAGCUAGUACUAUUAGUGAAUCAGAAGAUGCUUUGCUGUGGAAUGAAGAGAGAACCCAAUCUAAUAUUGAUAACUGGAAUGUUAUUCCAAAUGCUCAUAUGAUGGAGCACCUUUCCAAUGAGCAUUUAUCACUUGAUUCUUCAAAAACCGAAGUUCAACUUAGAUAUUUGUUACAACUACUAAUCGAAGCAGGUUGUUUGGAAUGGAGCUUCAUUGUAUCAGUAUUUCUUCGUGAUGCACUGGCUGUUCAAAGACUUGUUUCUAUUGCCCGGUCUCCAGAACACAGUUAUGAAUCUGUAUCACGAUUAAAACAAGCAUUUAUUGUAUUGUAUCAAUGGAGUUGUAAUGAAUGCUUUGGAUAUCGGCCUUUCAUGUCUACAUGUCAAGCACAAUUGGGAGUGUUAAAUCGAAUUAUAACAUUGAAACAACCAGCUCCCACAGUCACACCACAAGGAUCUUCAUCUUCACUAUCGAGUGCUCUUACACAAUCAUCUAGAUCUCGAUCAAUAAGUGAAGGCACUGGUGGAAGUCACUCUAACUCAGAAAUCCCUGAUCAUAUUCAAACAGAUUGUCAUACUUCAAUUUCACUGAAUUCUAAUUGUGAUGAAUCACAAGAAAAUAAUUCAAAUUUUGAUUCUGCAUCUGUAGUUAGCUUACAAUCACCCAAUAGCUGUUCACUAUCUUGAAGUAAAAUAAUUUACUUAUCCUUAGUAAUCUAUUUAAAUGGUUUAUAUUAUAAUUACAGAUUGUAUUCACUG